Acanthosepion pharaonis is the source of this 1065-nucleotide messenger RNA. NCBI's taxonomy places the organism in Eukaryota, Metazoa, Mollusca, Cephalopoda, Sepiida, Sepiidae. The record is from the annotation of a GenBank genome assembly.
AUGGACAACAUGGAAAUCCUAUCUAUCUAUCUAUCUAUCUAUCUAUCUAUCUAUCUAUCUAUGUCAUUCUGUUCACUAUCUAUCUAUCUAUCUAUCUAUCUAUCUAUCUAUUUAUGUCAUUUGUUCAUUAUCUAUCUAUCUAUCUAUCUAUCUAUCUAUCUAUCUAUCUCAUUUUGUUAUCUUUGUAUCCUCUUCAUCUAUCUAUCUAUCUAUCUAUCUAUCUAUCUUUGUCAUCCUAUUCACUAUCUAUCUAUCUAUCUAUCUAUCUGUUCAUUAUUCAUUCAUCUAUCUAUCUGUCUGUCUCAUUCUGUUCAUUAUCUAUCUAUCUAUCUAUCUAUCUGUCUAUCUAUCUUUGUCAUCCUGUUCAUUACCUAUCUACCUAUCUCAUGCUGGUCAUUAUUUAUCUAUCUAUCUAUCUAUAUGUGUACUGUAUAUAACGCUACUUAUCUAUCUAUCUAUCUAUCUAUCUAUCUAUCUAUCUAUCUAUCUAUCUAUCUAUUUUCUCGUCUCCUGUUUUCUGUCCAUCGACCUCCGGCGUCUUUCUUCAUUAUUUAUUGUUUCAGCACUGGAAUGUUUUCUUUUCUUUGCCACUCAUCAAUUUGCGUGAUGUACUUUCAUUUCACUGUUAUCUAUCUAUCUAUCUAUCUAUCUAUCUAUCUAUCUAUCUAUCUAUCUGAAUCUUUCUUAAUCAUCAAUCUAUCUAUCUAUCUUUUAUCUUUUUCUUUUCUUCUCAUUCUUUUCUUUUCUUCCUUUCUUUCUUUCUUUCUUUCUUUCUUUCUUUUAAUCAUCCAUCUAUCUAUCUAUCUAUCUAUCUAUCUAUCUAUCUAUCUAUCUAUCUUAAUUAUUACUCUGUGCUCAUAUAUUUCUUUCUUUCUUUUAAUCAUCCAUCUGUGUCCAUGUAUGGUACAUAACACUAUCUAUCUAUCUAUCUAUCUAUCUAUCUAUCUAUCUAUCUAUCUCUUCUCAUUAUCUAUCUAUCUAUCUAUCUAUCUAUCUAUCUAUCUAUCUAUCUCAUUCUGUUCAUUAUCUAUCUAUCUAUCUAUCUAUCUAUCUGUUGUAACUUAG